Messenger RNA from Passer domesticus (house sparrow), 2881 nucleotides. RefSeq names its product CD2 molecule (gene CD2). The transcript has 5 exons. Lineage: Eukaryota; Metazoa; Chordata; Aves; Passeriformes; Passeridae. The coding region runs from base 173 to 1144 and encodes 323 amino acids. The record is from RefSeq and is a predicted model, not a curated record.
UGUUGAGGCUUAUUUCCGCCUCUGCUAGAAAUGAGAAGUGCUGGAGGAGAGGAGGAGGGCACAAAGGCUGCGCCGACAUGUCCCAUCACUGCUUGCUCACAGCAGAAAACCCUUCCACCUGCCAGGAGCUAUCACUAGACAAGGCAACACUGGAUGUUUUUUGACCCUGAAAAUGAACUUUAGGAGGAUUUUCCUAGUCAAGUGCUUGCUGCUUUUAUUUCCCAGUGUAAAAUGCUCCAGCACCAGCUGGAUUUACAAGGCAGUGAAUGAGACAGCUCUUCUCAGCAUCACUGCUCCUGGGAGCAUCUACGAGGCGACAUGGAGGAGAGGGGGACAAAGGCUGGUUCAGAUCAAAGACAACAAAGCCAAGCACUUUGUGAACAAGGAGCAGUGCAGGUGUGCCAUACUGCAAAACGGGACUCUGCAAAUCCAGCACGUGGAGAGAGAGGACAGCGGGAACUACACGGUGAUGGUUUAUCAGCGGGAUGGAAAGCUGAAGGCAGAAGAAAAUGUAAUGUUCUUUGUUCAGGAACCUGUCCCUCAGCCAAUCCUCAUGGCUGAAUGCAGGAAUAAAAGUGUGUCUGUCAAGUGUGAAGCCAGACAGAAGGCCAAGAGUGAAGCAAAAGAGAAGACCAAGAAUGAAGCAAAAGACAAGCCUGAGGCUGAAGCAUUUAUAAUGGAACUGACUCAACCCAACAGCAAAAAAAUCCAAAAGAACACAACAGUGCUGGAAUGGCACGGGUGGAAUUCUGGGACGUUCCGAUGCAUUGCUAAGAACCAAGUCAGUGAAAAAAUGGCUGAAAAAGUAAUUAACUGCUCAGGCAAGAUGGACUUCUAUCUCAUCUUAAGCAUAGCAGGAGGUGCAGUCUUCUUUGUCAUCUUUGUGAUUUGUCUUAUUUAUUGUAUCAGAAGGAGGAAAAUGAAAAGGAAUGAAGUUUAUGAGGAGGAGCGAGCGAUGCAGAGCCUGCCCCUGGAGCGUGAGAGGGGGCUGCGGGAGCUGCCCCAGGCUCCAUCCCAGCCCACCCCGAAGCAGCUGCGGGUGCAGCAGCGGCCGCUGCCCCCGCAGCCCCAGGAGCCGCCGCGGCCCCAGCCCCGGCCCCGCGCCCAGCCACGGACUCCCAACCCCCCGAGACAAAGGCCCUGAGCAGGCAGCCUGGCAGGAGGGAUGCUGGACUCUCUGCUCCACCACUCACUGGGAAAAGAAAGGUCGUGCCAGCCAGGAGCCCCUCCUGCCCAGCCCUGCGUAACGCUCAGCUACGAAAAGGCGGCUUGCCUUGCAGAAAAUCAGAGAGAGCAUCAAGUGGAGAUGAGGAGACUCAAGGUGAUGGGCAUUCAUCCCUGUGGCCAUUUUUCCAUCAUAUUAGGAUCACUCAGCCCUGAAACCUGCAUCUUUCUGUGGUUCACUUGCUUUUACUGCGCCUUGUUGUCUUCGAGCUUUUUGGAUGGUUUUCACCAAGAAGAAGCUAAAGCUCUACUUGGACAAAAUGGACCUAUGAAUCUUACAGGGUUUCAUCUCCUGCCACACAUUAGGACAGCUCUUUGGCUUCAGCAUCAAAUAUGUGGCCUCCUGUACUAAAAAAAAUGGUUGUAUGUAAUUAAAUAUUUGUCUGAAGUUGAAAGGAUUUGUGUUGUAUAAUGCAGAGAAGAAAAUAUUGAAGGGACGUGUGAGAACCUUGAAGGACCUGUGUGGGAAAAACACGAAUGGGAAAGGGAGAACUUCCCCCUUUUCUCCCUUUCCCUUUCUUCACUGUGUUUAGAAAGGAACUGUAGGCUUGAAUUGCAGCAGGGGAGGGUUAGGUCAGUAUUUUAUUUUUCUUUUUAAUGAAACACUGAGAGAGAUUUCUGGGAGAGGUGUUCUCCAGCACUGGGCUUUCAAAGGGUGGAUGAGACAACAUUCUGUGAAACCUUUUUGCCCUGACAAGGGCCAGGAGAAUGUGCUACACAGCCUCUUCAGGGACAGCUUCAACUGAGUUUUCUGUGACUUUUAGGCAAAUAAAACAGACCUUUAUUCUCAGCAAAAAUCUGUGGGGCUAUCCAGACAAUUUUUUUUUUUCUUAGAAGAGGUCUGGUCUCCUUUGGCUUGUGAAACAAAGCAUUAUAGACUGCCAGCCAGCAGGAUUACUGGUGGCACUGUCUGAAUUGUCAGGGUUCACUUCCCAAAGCCUCCUGCUGAGGGCGAGGGACUGUUUUUCUUGAUUUUGCUGGUAACACCUCAGGUAUAACCAGGGCAUGAUAGAGAGCUGCUGGGAGAUCUGCAUCCCCAAGGCAGAAGCUGGACUGCAAUAAAUGCAGUACUGCAUUGCCUUCCACAUGCUGGACACUGCUUGUGGAGCCUUGGGGGUGUCCAUAGCUGCCUCUACAGGACAGCUGAGGAGCUGGGGGCACAGGCCUCUUUUAGAGCAGUGUCUGCAUGGGUACACUGACCCAUCUGGGGUAAAAAGCAAGGCAGGUAAAGGAAGAGAGAGCUACCAGAGCCACAGAGCACAAGACAUCCAGCCAGCUAGCUGGUUUGUCAGGCAGAAGAGCACCCAGUACCUCUUUCAGGCUGGCCUAUCCCACAUGUGCCAGGGGAGAUCAAACAGCCAUGCUUUGUUUCUCCUGAGAAAUAUGAAUAUUUUUAUCUGCUGGUGUAAGGGCAAGGAGGCAACUUGUCAGGAAAAGGAAGCCUCUGCCUCCUCCAGAGCUCAGUCACUUCACUUAAACUCUGACAGAGGGAACAGCCCUGGGAGUGCCACUUGCUCUCUUGCCUUAGUUUUCUGCAGCUUUUGGACAGAUUUCUGGGCUUUUGCUAUUUAAAAUUGAAUUUGGUAAAUGUUUCAUGGUUUAUUUUGUAACACACCAUAUGCUAUAUCCCUGUACUCAAUAAAUAAAGAGAAGACUG